Messenger RNA from Penicillium pulvis, 879 nucleotides. RefSeq lists its product as uncharacterized. The record is from RefSeq and is a predicted model, not a curated record. Bases 1 to 879 code for a protein of 292 amino acids. NCBI's taxonomy places the organism in Eukaryota, Fungi, Ascomycota, Eurotiomycetes, Eurotiales, Aspergillaceae. Gene Ontology annotation, molecular function: oxidoreductase activity. The transcript is spliced from 2 exons.
AUGCUCGCUCUCCGAUCCUUACCUCGUCGGCUCUCUUGGGUUGCCCCUAAAAAACUCUGUCAACGUCAAUAUGCAAGCGUUCCUCAACUCUGCGCGGCCGAUAUAGGCGCUCCAAAGAACACAGAACAUGUUCGACAAGUCGAUCAGCACCUCAGAGAUAGUGGAAUUCUCAAAAUCGACCUCCAGUUUGCAGACGACAACUGCAGCUAUCUCAGACAGUUGCUUCUUCAACUCCACAAAUACCACGAUCACGGACUUCCAACGACCCACAGUGCCAGUCGUGGCUGGUUCUGGGAUGUGCGCCCGCAACUAGAUCCUCGGACCGAUGCUUAUAUCGCACGCUCCGAGACGAUGAACCAAUUUCCCUGGCACACAGACUGCAGCUAUGAGAAAGCACCGGCCCGCUACUUUGCUCUACAGGUGAUUCAGCCAGACAAGUGUGGUGGUGGCACUCUCUCGGUCCUGGACACUGCCCGCCUGGUGUCUCUUUUGUCACCUUCGGUCCUCGAGGCGCUCGGUCAGCCUGAAUUCCGCAUCAACGUCCCGCCUGAGUUUCUCAAGGAGAAAAGUGUGACACACGUGGUCGGAAACCUGCUUCAGGUGAAUGGGAAGCCGAGGACGACUCAGCUACGAUUUCGGGAAGACAUCAUCACACCAUUGACUGAAUCGGCAAAAGUUGCGUUUGAGGAACUACAGCGGGCUCUGGCGAGUGACGAUAUUCAGUCACGGGUGGUGCGCUUGACAUCUAGUAUGCUUCCGCGUGGGUCGAUCAUCGCGAUGGACAAUCGCCGCUGGUUGCAUGGUCGGGACGAGGUUCUUGAUCCUAAUCGAUAUCUUCGUCGAGUUCGAUGGGAUGCACGUCCUUUCAAUAACCUGUAA